AUGAAUUCGAAAGUUUAUCUAAUUCUUGUGUCUGUCAUUGGCUUUCCGGCAGUUUCCGCUAUAAUCGGAAUUGGAAAGCAACAAUCAGCUGGUGCACAGGGAAACAUCACCUGCAGGGGAGUACCGGCAAACAAUGUCACAGUGACACUCUAUGAUAGCGAUUUGUUAUGGGACUCAAAACUGGAUGAAGUACAAACUAUUCAUGAUGGUACAUUCCAAUUACACGGCACGAAAAGUGAACUCACUGCUAUAGAGCCGUAUGUGGAAAUUUCCCACCAUUGCAAUGUGAAAGAUUUGUUGGUCAUCUCCGUACGACGACGAAGACGUCACAUCGAGAAGACCAGCAACUGUGGACCGUCGACUAGGAUCAUCGGUUCUGAUGAAGACGAAGAUAUCGAAAUGUAA
This is a messenger RNA of Angiostrongylus costaricensis, 405 nucleotides long. The record is from the annotation of a GenBank genome assembly. Lineage: Eukaryota; Metazoa; Nematoda; Chromadorea; Rhabditida; Metastrongylidae.